CAAAAAGACGCUUUCCUCUGAUUUGCCCCCAUGUUCGAGCGCUACCGUUCUGCAAGAAUCAUUCAAUUUAUGAACAAAUAAAAAAAAAACUGCUGUUGAAAACCUGAAAAUUGCUUACUUUACGAAAAUGUCUAAAACCUGGUCGCAUCCACUUCCUCGACGAUCACCGGGCAGUUUCCACGCAAGUCGAGCCCUCAGAAGACCAGCGCCGUACCACAGCAAAGACGAUCGAGGCGAUGAUCACAAACACGGUUUAGACAGAUAUGAAGAGCUUGAGAAAUCGCAAACGUGCCCAACUGUAAAUUACGAAGGGUAUUCAAGUCAAGAACAAGCAAAAAUUGCCAUGCCUUCUGGUAAAGUGGAGGGCGCCCCAUCAGAUAGGCGCAAAGCAUUGUAUCAGAAAUUCUACAGACACUUGCAAGAAGAGAGGAAACCAGCUGAUUGUGUGGUCCUUUCUGUCACCAACGAAAACCCGGAAUACUCCAUAUCACUAGGUCAAAGCUUGCAGGAGCGUGGCCUGUGCGUGGAAAUGCUCUACCUUCAUGCGGAGUCUGGUCUGACUCGUGCCUUACAGGACAUCCGAGCUGAUGGCUCUCCCUUAUGUAUUCUGGUGGAGCAGACAAACAUAGCACUGUGUUCCUGCACAGUUAUCAUAUUUGCACAAUCUCUCAAAAUCCACCGCAACAUGCCCAAAGAUCAGGCUUUGGACUUUGUGGUAGCAGAAUACAGUCAAGGCCUUGAAGUGCGCCCCACAAAGGACCCUGCUGACAUUGCAGCAGAGACCUCCCAAAUGCUGGAUGAUUAUUUGGACAGAGAAAAGCGCAAUCGCCACUAUGUUCCUUCUGAUGUGCGCCGCCUCCUCAUGUUGUUAGCAGAAGGGGUCCAUCUCUACUUGGAAGAACUAGACACCCUCUCAGAGUAUGUUCUGUCCAGGCAGGAGCAAGCUGGUAAAACUGAGAGCGAGGUAGACAGUUUACUACCUCCUGGAUUGGGUAAACCACCUCCUUUGCUACCCACACCAAUGCCCUCGCAGCCUCAGCUGGGCCACUCUUCUCGCACUUUACCAGGCAACCCUCCUCCACUGAUGUCCAAGUCAUCAUUUGGAUCCCUACCCGCACACAUGUCUGGACCCCGCGGCCCUCUGCUGGACACACCCAGAUACUCUCGAGGACCUCCACGCAGAUUAGGGCCUCCAGGACCCAAGGGAGGACCUCGACCAGCUCUUCUCCCUCGGCCAGGUGGACCACUUCCACUGCGACCAAGGGGGGCCCCCCUCUAUGAUUAAAAAAACAAACAAAAUUAAACAUUAUAGUUUAGAAUUUUUUUUUAUUUGAAGUAGAUUAAGAUAUUCUAUGUGGAUUCUCUGGGAGAAUGUUGUCUGUUGUUUUUAGUUUUCUUUUUUCAUACUUUUAAAUAAAUUUAUUUCAUUUUGUUUUUAA
Molecule: messenger RNA, 1439 nt
Organism: Boleophthalmus pectinirostris (great blue-spotted mudskipper)
Lineage: Eukaryota; Metazoa; Chordata; Actinopteri; Gobiiformes; Gobiidae
Exons: 9
Coding region: 128-1285 (385 amino acids)
Source: RefSeq, a predicted model, not a curated record